AUGGUUAGAAAGCUCAAGCACCACGAGCAGAAGCUUCUCAAAAAAGUUGAUUUUCUCAACUGGAAACAAGAUGCGAACCUCCGCGAGAUAAAGGUCCUCCGUCGUUACCACAUCCAGAACCGCGAGGAUUAUCACAAAUACAACAAAUUAUGCGGCUCGUUGCGAUCCCAUGCGCACCGACUCUCCAUGCUCCCAGCACAGGAUCCCUUUCGCUCCCGAAUGGAAGGCCAGAUGCUUUCGAAACUGUACGAUAUGGGCGUCCUGAACUCGACGGCGAAACUCUCAGAUAUCGAGAACAAGUUGACCGUGGCGGCGUUCUGUCGGAGACGGCUGGCUGUCUACAUGUGCAUGUCCAAGAUGGCGGAGACCGUUAGUGCUGCUGUCAAAUUCAUCGAGCAAGGCCAUGUUCGUGUCGGACCCGAUACUAUCACUGAUCCAGCGUUCCUUGUGACAAGACAUAUGGAAGACUUCGUUACCUGGGUCGACACGUCGAAACUCAAACGCACGAUAAUGUCGUACAAUGAUGAACUCGACGAUUUUGAUUUGCUGUAG
Messenger RNA from Pleurotus ostreatus (oyster mushroom), 552 nucleotides. It is a transcript of the gene IMP3, whose product is annotated as Small subunit (SSU) processome component. Gene Ontology annotation, cellular component: small ribosomal subunit; small-subunit processome; Mpp10 complex. The transcript has 4 exons. Bases 1 to 552 code for a protein of 183 amino acids. Gene Ontology annotation, molecular function: snoRNA binding; rRNA binding; structural constituent of ribosome. Gene Ontology annotation, biological process: rRNA processing. Lineage: Eukaryota; Fungi; Basidiomycota; Agaricomycetes; Agaricales; Pleurotaceae. The record is from RefSeq and is a predicted model, not a curated record.